Molecule: messenger RNA, 4872 nt
Organism: Chrysochloris asiatica (Cape golden mole)
Lineage: Eukaryota; Metazoa; Chordata; Mammalia; Afrosoricida; Chrysochloridae
Gene: PTPN23
Product: protein tyrosine phosphatase, non-receptor type 23
Exons: 25
Coding region: 1-4872 (1623 amino acids)
Biological process (GO): early endosome to late endosome transport; protein transport to vacuole involved in ubiquitin-dependent protein catabolic process via the multivesicular body sorting pathway; protein dephosphorylation
Cellular component (GO): endosome
Molecular function (GO): protein binding; protein tyrosine phosphatase activity
Source: RefSeq, a predicted model, not a curated record
AUGGAGGCCGUUCCCCGCAUGCCCAUGAUAUGGCUGGAUCUGAAGGAGGCUGGUGACUUCCUCUUCCAGUCCGCCGUUAAGAAGUUUGUUCUGAAGAAUUAUGGAGAGAACCCAGAAGCCUACAAUGAGGAACUGAAGAAACUGGAGUUGCUCAGGCAGAAUGCCAUCCGUGUCCCACGGGACUUCGAAGGCUGCAGCGUCCUUCGCAAGUACCUAGGCCAGCUCCACUACCUGCAGAGUCGAGUCCCCAUGGGCUUGGGCCAAGAGGCUGCUGUCCCUGUUACCUGGACAGAGAUCUUCUCAGGCAAGUCUGUGGCCCAUGAGGACAUCAAGUAUGAGCAAGCCUGCAUUCUUUACAAUCUUGGGGCGCUGCACUCCAUGCUGGGGGCCAUGGACAAGCGACUCUCUGAGGAGGGCAUGAAGGUUUCCUGCACCCACUUCCAGUGUGCAGCUGGCGCCUUUGCCUACCUGCGUGAGCACUUUCCUCAGGCCUACAGUGUUGACAUGAGCCGUCAGAUCCUCACUCUCAAUGUCAACCUCAUGCUGGGCCAGGCUCAGGAGUGUCUCCUGGAGAAGUCGAUGUUGGACAACAGGAAGAGCUUUCUGGUGGCUCGCAUCAGUGCCCAGGUUGUAGAUUACUACAAAGAGGCCUGCCGUGCCUUGGAGAACCCCGACACCGCCUCGCUGCUGGGCCGCAUCCAGAAGGACUGGAAGAAGCUGGUGCAGAUGAAGAUCUACUACUUUGCAGCUGUGGCUCAUCUGCACAUGGGGAAGCAGGCGGAGGAGCAGCAGAAGUUCGGGGAGCGGGUUGCAUACUUCCAGAGUGCCCUGGACAAGCUCAAUGAAGCCAUCAAGUUGGCCAAGGGCCAGCCUGACACUGUACAGGAUGCACUUCGCUUCGCUAUGGAUGUCAUUGGGGGAAAGUACAAUUCUGCCAAGAAGGACAAUGACUUCAUCUACCACGAGGCAGUCCCAGCACUGGACACCCUUCAACCUGUAAAAGGUGCCCCCUUGGUGAAGCCCUUGCCAGUGAACCCCACUGACCCUGCUGUCACAGGCCCUGACAUCUUUGCCAAACUGGUGCCCAUGGCUGCCCACGAGGCCUCGUCACUGUACAGUGAGGAAAAGGCUAAGCUGCUUCGGGAAAUGAUGGCCAAGAUUGAGGACAAGAACGAGGUCCUGGAUCAGUUCAUGGAUUCCAUGCAGCUGGAUCCUGAGACGGUGGAUAAUCUGGACGCAUACAACCACAUCCCUCCCCAGCUCAUGGAGAAGUGUGCAGCUCUCAGUGUCCGGCCUGACACUGUCCGCAACCUUGUCCAGUCCAUGCAAGCGCUGUCAGGCGUGUUCACGGACGUGGAGGCCUCUCUGAAGGACAUAAGGGAGCUGCUGGAGGAGGAUGAGCUUCUAGAACAGAAGUUCCAGGAGGCAGUGGGCCAGGCAGGAGUCAGCUCAGCAGCUCCCAAGGCUGAGCUGACAGAGGUGAAGCGAGAAUGGGCCAAAUACAUGGAGGUCCACGAGAAGGCCUCCUUCACCAACAGUGAGCUGCAUCGCGCCAUGAAUCUGCACGUUGGUAACCUGCGCCUGCUCAGUGGGCCUCUGGACCAGGUCCGGGCUGCCCUCCCUACACCAACCCUCACCCCAGAGGACAAGACUGUACUGCAGAACCUGAAGCGCAUCUUGGCCAAAGUGCAGGAGAUGCGGGACCAGCGUGUGUCCCUGGAGCAGCAGCUGCGGGAACUCAUCCAGAAGGAUGACAUCACGGCCUCACUGGUCACCACAGACCACUCAGAGAUGAAGAAGCUGUUUGAGGAGCAGCUGAAGAAGUACGACCAGCUGAGGGUGUACCUGGAACAGAACCUGGCUGCCCAGGACAAUAUCCUCCGAGCACUGACAGAGGCAAAUGUCCAGUAUGCAGCUGUGCGGCGUGUGCUCAAUGAACUGGACCAGAAGUGGAACUCCACACUACAGACCCUGGUGGCCUCCUACGAAGCCUAUGAGGACCUGAUGAAGAAGUCUCAGGAAGGCAAAGACUUCUACGCAGACCUGGAAAGCAAGGUGGCUACUCUCCUGGAACACGCUCAGACCACUUGUGAGGCUCGAGAGGCAGCGCGCCAGCAGCUCCUGGACAGGGAGUUGAAGAAGAAGCCUCCCCCACGGCCCACAGCUCCCAAACCAGUGCUGGCCCGCAGGGAGGAGGGUGAGGUGCCAGAGACAGGAGACCCUCCUGAGGAGUUGCGCAGCCUGCCCCCUGACACCUUCAUGGGAACAGCUACUGCGCUCCACUUUCCUCCCAGCCCCUUCCCCGGCUCCACAGGCCCAGCACCCCACUAUCUUCCAAAUCCUUUGCCCCCUGGUACCUACUCGGGCCCCCCAUUGCUACAGCCCAGGCCUCCCCACCAAGUCCCAGGGCACCCCACAGUGCCCGUGGCUUCUGGACCUGCCCUUUAUCCCACCCCUGCCUACACUCCUGAGCUGGCCCUCGUGCCCCGAUCAUCCCCGCAGCACGGUGUCCUCGGUGGUCCGUACAGGGGAGGAGCACCACUGCCACCACCAGUCCCAGGUCUGCCCUCAGCCCCACCUCCCCAGUUCUCAGGCCCCGAAUUGGCCAUGGGGGUUCGGCCAGCUACCACAACAGUAGAUAGUGUCCAGGCCCCCAUUCCCAGUCACAUGGCACCAAGACCAAAUGCUGCCCCUGUUCCCAGCCAGCCCUGCUUUCCAGUACCUCCAUCACAGCCGCUGGGCACGCCCUACACCUACCCUAUAGGGUCCAAGCAACCCCUUACAGCAUCCUCAGCCCAGCACCAUUUCCCUCCCAGGAUCCCCACAGGUUUUCCAGCCCCAAGAGUUGGCCCCCCGCCCCAUCCUACACGAACGGCCUUUGGGCCCCAGCAGCCUCUUCCACUUCAGCAUCCACACCUUUUCCCUCCCCAGGCUCCAGGGCCCCUUCCUCCACAGCCCCCUUUCCCCUUUGUCCCUCAGCCUGUCCUUGGACAGCUGCCACCUCCCAUGCACACCCAGCUCUACCCAGGCCCCACACAAGACCCUUUACUCCCCCACUCGGGAACUCUGCCUUUCCCUAGUCCUAGGCCUCCCCAGCCUUCCCAUCCCACCAUGGCAUAUGCCCCUUCCCCCAGUCCCCUGGGCCCCCAGGCAGCCCCUCUCUCCAUUCGAUGCCCCCCACCUGCCAAUCAGCCAGCGCCGAGUCCCCACCUGGUGCCUUCUCCUGCCCCAUCACCGGGGCCUGGCCCUGUAGCCUCUCGACCCCCUGCAGGAGAGCCACCCCCAUGCCUGCGCCGAGGCUCUGCAGCUGCAGACUUGCUCUCCUCCAGCCCCGAGAGCCAACAUGGUGGCUCCCAGCCUCCAGGGGGUGGACAGCCCCUGCUGCAACCCACCAAGGUAGACGCAGCAGACGGCCGCCGGCCCCAGGCCCUUCGUCUGAUUGAGCGGGACCCCUAUGAGCAUCCUGAGAGGCUCCGGCAGUUGCAGCAGGAGCUGGAAGCUUUUCGGGGCCAGCUGGGGGAUGCAGGGGCUCUGGACACUGUCUGGCGGGAGCUGCAAGAUGCACAGGAACAGGAUGCUCGGGGCCGAUCUAUCGCCAUUGCCCGCUGCUACUCACUCAAGAACCGACACCAAGACGUAAUGCCCUAUGACAGUAACCGGGUGGUACUGCGCUCAGGCAAGGAUGACUACAUCAAUGCCAGCCGCGUGGAGGGACUCUCACCGUACUGCCCGCCCUUGGUGGCCACCCAGGCCCCCCUACCUGGCACAGCUGCUGACUUCUGGCUCAUGGUGCAUGAGCAGAAAGUGUCAGUCAUUGUCAUGCUGGUGUCUGAGGCAGAAAUGGAGAAGCAAAAGGUGACACGCUACUUCCCCACGGAGAGGGGCCAGCCCACAGUGCACGGUGCCCUGACCUUGGCCCUGAGCAGUGUUCGCACCACUGAAACCCAUGUGGAGCGCGUGCUGAGCUUACAGUUCCGGGACCAGAGCCUCAAGCGCUCUCUCGUACAUCUGCACUUUCCCACCUGGCCUGAACUAGGCCUGCCCGACAGCCCCAGCAACCUGCUCCGCUUCAUCCAGGAGGUGCAUGCGCACUACCUGCACCAGCGUCCCCUGCACACUCCCAUUGUUGUGCACUGCAGCUCCGGUGUGGGCCGCACAGGUGCCUUUGCCCUGCUUUACGCGGCUGUGCAGGAGGUGGAAGCUGGGAAUGGCAUCCCGGAGCUGCCUCAGCUGGUGCGGCGCAUGCGGCAACAGAGGAAGCACAUGCUGCAAGAGAAGUUGCACCUGAAGUUCUGCCACGAGGCUGUGGUGAGACAUGUGGAGCAGGUUCUACAGCGACAUGGCAUGCCCCCUCCCUGCAAGCCCUUGGCCACUGCAGGCAUCAGCCAGAAGAAUCACCUGCCUCAGGACUCUCAGGACCUAGUCCUUGGCGGUGAUGUGCCCAUCAGUUCUAUUCAAGCCACCAUCGCCAAGCUCAGCAUCCGACCUUCAGGAGGCUUGGAGUCCCAGGCUACCAUUCUGCUAGGCCCUGCAGAACCCCCAGGCCCACCUCCAGCCAAUCUCCCAGAACCCACCCAGCUCCCUCCCUCCUCCCCACCCCCUCCUUCCUCUCCUCUGCCUGAGGACCCCCAACCUGAGGAGGAACUUCUGGUGCCUGAAGCCUCUAGCCUGGGGCCCCCCUCCUCCUCCCUGGAGCUGCUGGCCUCCUUGACCCCUGAGGCCUUCUCCCUGGACAGCUCCUUGCGAGGAAAGCAGCGAAUGAGCAAGCAGAACUUUCUGCAGGCCCAUAAUGGGCAGGGACUUCGUGCUGCCCGGCCUGCUGAUGACCCCCUCAGCCUUCUGGACCCACUCUGGACACUCAACAAGACCUGA